AUGCCUCUCAGACCAUCCACCUGGACGUCCAUGUUCAUGAUCUUCGGCCUCUUCAAUCUAGUCAGUUCGAGCCAGGCUGUCCUAGGUGGCGCGUCGAUCGAUGUGCCGCAAGACUAUUAUCGCAUAUGUCCACUGCCCAGAUGCGAGAGAUGUCCGAGCGACGAGGAGAUUGGAGCACCCGGUAUCGGGUUUGCGUUAGAGACCAGUCACGGCGCUGCCGUUGUCAGGCUCCACGACGGCACUCAUCAGCGGAUUGCCUUGGUCGAAGGCGAUGCCUCGUACACUGCUCUCCUCCGCCGCCUAGCGACUGGCCCGAUGAACCGCACGCCGGAGCAUUUUGAUUCCAACUGGGAGAAGUUACAGUACGUGAAGGCGCGUGCGCAACGCCAUUUAAACAAGCUUCUCGGCCGCCCUGCGACUCCAGAAACAGCCAUCCUCGCCGCCAUGGUCGCUGCGCUCUACAACGAGACGCAGACCUGGCUGGGCGGAGAGCAGCCUAUCGCCGCGGCGGUGCUCAGCUCACCAGACCGCAUCCGGCUGACAGACGAAGAGAUCAACGACGUCUUCGGCUAUCUGAAGCUCAAAAACCUCAUGGCCGAGCCAGACUCGCUCGAGGACCUAUACGCGACAUCAGCAGCGUACGCAGGCUAUGGCCGGGGCCUUUGCACCACCUACACGGACGCAUAUGCGUGUGAGCGCGAGGAGUGGCGCUUCCCAUUCCAGCGUGUCCUGCACAUCGACUUCAACCGCGAGAGCCUGAGCGGCACGAUCAAGAGCCUACGCAGUGCGCGGGACGGGUCAGUGGACGCGGCCUUUGUAGAUCCGGAUCUGGGCCACGCGCGCGAGGAAGUUCGGCUUGCCAUCGCACCCGAGAGUGACGGCGAGCUAUAUUGGGCCACCGUCUCCGCCCGGAUCCGCGAGCUUGUUGUGUCUUUCAAACCGCGCAUCACCGAGCUUCUACUAACCGGCACUUCAGCGACGGACGCGCGCUUCAAGGCUGCGCUUUGGGAUGCGCUGCAUGACAUCGUUGUCGAGGACGUCCUCGCUGUUCUCGACGACGAUGGCGACAAUGCUAUCAACGGAGACGAAUGGAAAGCGACGUUCGACUUUGCGACUGCUCGAGGAGCCGCCGAGGUCGCGAAGCGUAGGCAGGAAGGCCCGGUCAGGUGCGCCCAGAGCGACGAGUGCAGAGAACGCAGAGAACACGGACGGCAGGCGGUGCUUCAGAAUCAAGGAACGAACGGUAAUCUAGAGCUAUAG
Venustampulla echinocandica is the source of this 1260-nucleotide messenger RNA. RefSeq lists its product as uncharacterized. Bases 1 to 1260 code for a protein of 419 amino acids. Lineage: Eukaryota; Fungi; Ascomycota; Leotiomycetes; Helotiales; Pleuroascaceae. The record is from RefSeq and is a predicted model, not a curated record. The transcript is spliced from 2 exons. Gene Ontology annotation, molecular function: calcium ion binding.